Molecule: messenger RNA, 2268 nt
Organism: Galdieria sulphuraria
Lineage: Eukaryota; Rhodophyta; Bangiophyceae; Galdieriales; Galdieriaceae
Product: serine/threonine protein kinase
Exons: 5
Coding region: 4-1839 (611 amino acids)
Biological process (GO): protein phosphorylation
Molecular function (GO): ATP binding; protein kinase activity; protein serine/threonine kinase activator activity
Source: RefSeq, a predicted model, not a curated record
AAAAUGGCUUCUGAAAGUCAACAGCAUGUGGAGACCAGGAAAGCAUAUCCAAACACGGCAGAAGCUUAUCAACUCAUUGAGCCUAUAGGUCAAGGGGAAUCUGCAGUAGUUUAUCGUGGUUGGUGUGAAAGCUUACAAGAAGAAGUAGCUAUCAAAAUAGUGGACUUGGAACUAUUUCAAACCUCAUUGGAAGAGAUAUCUAAAGAAAUUCAGGUUAUGUCCUUGUCUUUACACCCCAACGUCGUUCCCUAUUGCACUUCUUUCGUAUGUGGGCACGAUUUGUGGGUAGUCAUGCCGUUGUUGGCUGGUGGAGACGUCAAGUCACUAAUGGAUUGCUCUUUUCCAGAAGGUAUGGAUGAGCCUCUGGUUCAAUAUAUCUUGUAUGGGGUUCUUCGAGCUGUUUCGUACUUCCACAAACAUGGUCAAAUACAUCGCAACAUCAAGGCUGCCAAUAUAUUACUAACUGUGGAUGGACGGGUCAUGCUAAGUGAUUAUGGUUUAGUUGGUUGGAUGGUGGAAGGGGGCCUUAAGCGUAGUAUCAGACAGACUUUUGUAGGGACCCCCUGUUGGAUGGCUCCGGAAGUAUUGGAACAGACUCAUGGUUAUGACUAUAAAGCAGAUAUUUGGAGUUAUGGAAUAACGGCACUGGAAUUGGCUCAAGGAAGAGCUCCUUUCUCAGAAUAUCCACCAAUGAAGGUUUUGUUAUUAACUUUGCAAGGUCCGGCACCUUCCUUAAAGGGACCAGCUAGACAACGUUUCUCCAAAGCUUUUCAUGAUUUGGUCAGCCAAUGUCUACAGAAAGAACCAUCUCAACGACCAACGGCAUCGCAAUUAUUAGAACACAAGUUUUUUAAGAAUGUUAAAAAGCCCAGUAACCUUGCUGAUAUUAUUGCAAAGUCACCACCGUUAGGUAGGCGUUCAGGCAAUCAGAGAAUUCUGGUCCAGCAAGUAUUGAACAACAAACAAACCGCUGGUAGUGGAAAUAAUGAUGAAAUUGCUGGAGGAUGGAACUUCGACUCGAGUGAAAGCGAGGUCAAGUCAGAAAAGUACGAAAGUUUACACAACGAAUCGUUCGAUUGGAAUGAAGACACUCAGGAGGAUAAGCAGACAGUAUGGAAUAGGAAAAAAGAGGGAACGGACCAUAUCCAAGGUAGUCAGAAGAAUGAAUUGGUGGAGAAACAUGAUAGCAAAUCAUUUUCUACACAAGAUAAUGCUAGUCACUCUGAUGAAGAAAGGAAGCAAAAUGACAGCUCGAUCGUUGCAAGUAGUGAAGAGAAGAAUGCCAAAACGAUGACCAAAAAGGGGCGCUUUGUGGUAAUUGAAGUAGAUGAUCGUACAACUGUUGGAGAUAGCCGUUCAACGGGGAAUUCAUUGAACGUAGUCGAUACGAGUGGUGGUGGUCGAACGACUCCCAAUCCAUGGAUAGAAGAACAUAGUCCUCCAUUGCCUUUGGUUUCCAAAGAAUCUCAUGCACAACCCCAUGCAACGAUGGAAGCUCCUCCUGUGCUCGUCCGAGAGCUUUCUUCACAUCGACUAGCCAAUGUUUCUAGUAUUUCUCACUCUACCGAAAACAACAGAUCUUCAACCUCCUUUCGUAGAGGACGUUUUGAGGUAAAAGAAGUGGAAGAUCAUGCAAGUAACCCUUCUUUGCCUUCUCGUUCAAGACCUCAGUCACCUUCUCCACGUAUUGGUUUGGGUGGUGGUCCUGUUGGUGAGACUCGAGGUCCUUUCAUGUUAUUGGCCGAGUUACAAAAUCAAUUGAUAGCCUUAUUGAACGAAAAUGAAAACCUUCGAAAAGAAAACACAGCCUUAAAGUCGGAAUUGGAACAAAAAAAAUAGUCAAUUAUAUUUAUUCUGAAACGGAUGGAAUGGUUGUUUUCGUAACAAAACUAGUGCCACCUGACAUGAGUUGAUCCAAUUUGUCCAAUAUUCGUUCAUAUAUCAACAAAGGUAUGGCACCCGUAUCCCCUAAACCUAACCAAGAAAGUAACAUAUCAAGACUCGGUGUCAAUUCCCCCAGCGCAUUGAGUUUGGGUUGAAACAACAGUCGUUUUCGAUGAACGUGAUAACGACUUUCCAUCGUCGUUACCAAUUGAGGACCAAGGGAAUCUUGAUGGGUUUGUGUUUUGGAAAAAUAGAGUCGCAAAAUAUGACGCAUGUAACGAUAUUGACUAACGCGACUGGUAAUUUGAACGGGGCCAUCAAAGUCGGUGACAAAAUCAUAAUAAAAGUCGGUUGCAUAGACGAUUGUCUGUAAUCUUAAAUUGG